UCGUUUACUUCUUUUUUGGUCGGUGGAAUUUUUGUCGUGUCGAUGAUGUGCUUUAAUUUCUUUGGUUUUGCGUUUUUAAUAUUAUUUCAUUAUUAUAAGUAAAAAAUAUUAUAAAUAAAUAUAAUUCGAACAAUAGUAUCAACGAAAAAAAAAUUAAUUUAACAAACUUAUUAGAAGAAUUAUGCAAAAAUUCAUAAAAAUUGCAAAGCGACGGCGAAGAUGAAUAAAAAACAAGAAAAAAUUAUUUAAGAAAACGAAUAUAAGUGAAACAGAAUCUAAGAUAAAAAUAAAAAACAAUUUAAUUCUGCAUCUUUUUUGGACUUAAUAUUAACUUUUUAAUGUGUCUAUAUGCAUGUGUGCGUUGUAUUAUUAAAUUUUAAAAGCAACUCAAAUAAAAAAAUAUGAAUAAAGUCAGGACUACAAAAUAUCAUUAAAAGUAGCACGAUCAAAGCUGCCCGGUGUGCAUAAUAAAUAAAAUUACUAAAGGAAUUUCAUAAGUUUGAUACGCAAAUCCGAAGUGAAUAUGUACUGCGAAAAACACAAGGGUGACUAUAUUAAGCAUCCCGUUCUGUAUGAACUCAGCCAUAAAUAUGGCUUCACAGAUAAUCUGCCCGAAAGUGCACUACCUAAUCGUCUUGAGGAAAUUAAAGAAGCGAUACGACGCGAAAUACGUAAAGAACUCAAAAUUAAAGAAGGUGCAGAAAAAUUACGUGAAGUUGCGAAAGAUCGACGAUCACUCAAUGAUGUAGCAACAAUUGUUAAAAAAAGCAACAAUAAAUUGGCUGAACUGAAAUCAGAACUGCAAGAAUUAGAAAGCCAAAUUCUGUUAACGCAGGGCAAUACUGUAACAAGUAAUAGCAGAGAAAUACUUUCAUCAAAUUUGUCAACACCAAACUCAACACUUGGUGGCAAUGCGAAUAAUGGCGGAGGCAGUGGUUUGAUCUCAGGCGGUCAUGAACAGCUUACAGCGAACGAUAAAAUGCUUUUAUCGCUUGAGAAGCAACUAAAUAUUGAAACGAAAGUGAAAAAUGGCGCUGAAAAUAUGAUCCAAUCGCUAGCAAAUGGUCAUCAUGGGCGUGAUAAGAAAUUGUUGGCAGAAGCACAACAGAUGUUGGCGGAUUCCAAAGCAAAAAUUGAAUUCUUACGUCUGCGUAUAUUGAAAGUUAAGCAAAAUAAGGAGCAGGCUCAUAAAUUAUCCGCACAAGCAGCAAAUAUUAUAACGGAUGAAAAUGGUUCAGUGAUAGUGGGUGCGCAGCCACAACGUUUGGAGACGACACUGGAAGAGCGCAUAGAAGAGUUGCGGCAUCGCUUGCGAAUCGAAGCAGCUGUUGUCGAUGGAGCAAAAAAUGUGAUACGUACCCUGCAAAAUAAUAAAGUCCCUGAUAAAAAGGCUUUACAAGAGGCUAAUAGCCGCCUCUCAGAAUCGUCCCGCAAACUUGAUCUCUUACGUCAUUCAUUAGAUUUGAGACGUUUAGAAUUACCAACAGAUUCACCAGCAGCACAACAAUUAAAGUCAGAGUUGCAGUCAGUACAACAAGCGUCAUCUCCUGUAGCAGUAACAUAUAUACCAUUGCAACCCUUCCAUGGUGGCUUUCUAGGUGGUAAAACAUACCAACAAGUGUCAUCCCUUGGUCGUUGCGCAAGUGUAACAGGUAAACUAGAAGUGCGACUGAUGGGUUGUCAAGAUUUAUUAGAGGAUGUACCAGGACGCUCACGCCGUGAUAAAGAUAACAAUUCAUCUCCUGGUGAUCUGCGUAGCUUUGUAAAGGGUGUCACUUCACGUAGCAGUUCUAAAAGUUAUUCAGUUAAAGAUGAGACAUCAUUCGAAAUAAUGGCAGUAAUUAAAUUGGAUAAUAUAACGGUGGCGCAAACUUCCUGGAAACCCUGCUCCCAGCAAGCGUGGGAUCAGCGCUUUUCCAUUGAUCUAGAUCGUUCACGUGAACUUGAAAUUGGUGUUUAUUGGCGUGAUUGGCGCUCGUUAUGUGCUGUCAAAUUUUUGCGUUUAGAGGAGUUUAUUGAUGAUGUGCGACAUGGUAUGGCGUUGCAACUAGAACCGCAAGGUUUACUAUUUGCUGAAAUUAAGUUUUUGAAUCCCAUGAUUUCUCAAAAACCAAAACUGCAACGACAACGCAUGAUUUUCAAUAAGCAACAAGUUAAAAAUAUACCACGUGCCAAGCAAAUGAAUAUUAAUGUGGCCACUUGGGGACGUUUACUGAAACGAAAUACGCCCGCAAAUAACAAUAUGACAACGUCAGGUACAGGUUCUGGCUCAAGAGACAGUGAAUCACCUAUUUCACGUACACCAUCUUCGGGAACUAUAGACGCUGAGUUAGAACCAUAUUCUCCAGGAAAGCUAGCUCAAAAUAUGGAAUAUGAUCCUGAUGCUGGUAUAAAUGAACAUGUUGAAACACCAGGCGAAUGCCCAGAUCCAGCUGUUAGUGGACUAAGCGGUAAACGACCAUUAUCAAUGCAUGGAAUUGCUGUUUUGCCCCCCGAAGUUCUCUCACCACAACAAACAACAAAACAAAACAACAAUUUACAUCUACAAAUCGCUGGCAAAAAUGCAAGUACUACGGGCACGAAAUCGUCUACAACGAAAACUCCUACACCUGUGCAAACACAGCCACCACCAGUGCCAACUACUACACCACCUAAAUUGGAUCAAGAGUUACAGAGCGCGUUGAAAGAAUUCGAUUUUCUCAACCAAAUGGAUUCGCAACCAAAUACUCUACAACGUCCUGCCCAACAGCAGCAACAACAACAACAGCAAAGACAACAGCAUUCUAAUUAUCAACAACAACUACAGCAAGAGCAUUUACAGCAACAAAUGUUGCAGCAACAUUUUAUCGCACAAACAACACAACAAGCCAUGCAAUAUCAUACACCAUUGCCCACACAACAACCGAUGCCAAAAUAUCAGGCAACAGGUAGACCUAGUAAGGGCUCUCUACCAACAACUCCGGAUACAGUAACAAUACCAAAUUUUGUAAAUAACAAUAGUAGUUAUAAUAAUUCAACACUAAGUCAACAUAAUCUCAGUGAACAACAGCAACAAUAUCAGCAACAACAACAACAUCAUCAUCAACAGAAUAAUAAUGUUACCACAGGCGUUGACGUAUCGAAUCUUUAUCAUCGGCCUGUAUUGGCUAUGCCACCUGUCAUUUUAAUGGGCACGGAUACACGAAUUCACAAUGAUUUAAGUAGUAGUCCCAUUAUUGAGAUGCCACCUUCACCCUUACCCAAUUCUAUGCCCAUUGUAGAGUAUCCAGACGAUGAUGACUUGAUACAAGAUCCAAACUGCAGCUACAGUACCGGUUAUGGCGAUCGAUUUUGUGUAGAGGCUCAUAUCAAUCUUGUACAUAUAACAAUUGAACCCAUAGAAACAACAAUAGAAACAUCAACAAUAACAACAACUACAACAAAAAUUCUAACUUCAGCCUCUUCCACUGAUCUAUGUAAAGAAGAAGUUUCUGAUAAAGAAGAUAAAUUCUAUCGAAAUGAAAUCAUUAUAGAUAUUUCAGACCUACAAAACGAAGAUAAACAUGACAGUGAGAAAAGUGAAAGUGAGAAUGAAUAUGAAAAUGAUAAUGAAGAAAAUGAUGUACAGAUAAUUCCACAAUUUGGUAACAUUACUAUUAGUAAUAACAAUCAACAACAACUUAACCAAAAUUCUCCAAUUAUACAAGAACCACCAACGCCAACAGUGUUUAGUUUGCCCGCUGCCUUACCACCACAGUUCCCACAAGCAGCACAGCGGCAACAGAAUGCUGCAUACCAGCAACAGACGCAACAACAGCAACCAAUUUACCAGAACCAAUAUGAGUUGAAUAGCUCAGCUCAGUCUGCGUCCACAAAUGCUGCACAACGCAAAGUAGCUCGUGGGUUACAAUAUCGUGAUCCAGGAUUUGAAACUCGACGACAAUCUCAGUCAAUGGUUGCUGACUCGCAUGGUAUGCUUUCUAUUGAGAAUUUCCGUAUGUUGAGCGUGUUAGGACGUGGACAUUUCGGCAAGGUUAUAUUAUCCCAACUGCGCCAGAAUAAUCAAUACUAUGCCAUUAAGGCGCUGAAGAAGGGUGAUAUUAUAUCUCGUGAUGAAGUUGAGUCAUUGUUAAGUGAAAAGCGCAUCUUUGAAGUAGCCAAUGCCAUGCGUCAUCCUUUUCUUGUCAAUUUGUUUGCAUGCUUUCAGACUGAACAACAUGUUUGCUUUGUAAUGGAAUAUGCAGCCGGUGGGGAUCUUAUGAUGCAUAUACAUACAGACGUAUUCUCGGAACCCCGUGCAGUUUUCUAUGCUGCUUGUGUUGUUCUUGGCUUACAAUAUUUGCAUGAAAAUAAAAUUAUAUACAGAGAUUUAAAGUUGGACAACUUAUUAUUAGAUACAGAAGGAUACGUUAAAAUAGCAGAUUUUGGUCUUUGUAAAGAGGGAAUGGGUUUUGGGGAUCGUACAGGUACUUUCUGUGGUACUCCAGAAUUUCUGGCUCCCGAAGUACUUACGGAAACUUCGUACACUCGCGCUGUUGAUUGGUGGGGACUGGGUGUAUUAAUAUUUGAAAUGCUAGUGGGCGAAUCACCGUUUCCUGGUGAUGAUGAAGAAGAAGUAUUUGAUUCAAUUGUGAAUGAUGAAGUACGCUAUCCAAGAUUUUUGUCUCUUGAAGCAAUUGCAAUUAUGAGAAGACUUCUGCGUAAAAAUCCAGAACGUCGUUUGGGUUCAUCGGAACGUGAUGCAGAAGAUGUUAAAAAACAAGCAUUCUUCCGUUCAAUUGGUUGGGAUGAUUUGUUGUUACGUAGAGUAAAGCCACCAUUUGUACCCACAAUUAACCAUCUUGAAGACGUUUCGAAUUUCGAUGAAGAGUUUACUUCCGAAAAACCACAUCUGACACCACCUAAAGAGCCACGGUUAUUAACGGACGAAGAACAACACUUCUUCAAAGAUUUCACUUAUACAGCGAAUUGGAGUUAAAUUAUUUUUUAAAAAAACUUAAAUUUAGUUGUAGGAAAAAUUCAUUUGUAUGUUUCUGUUGUUAUAAAUUAAUUGUCAUUAGCAUGUAUUGCAAAGCGAAUUGUUUGAUCGCGUAUUACUUAGUUUUUAAAAAUUUUGGUUUAGUUUUUAGGAAUACAUACAUACGUACAUUUCUAGUACAUUUAAACAAUUUAUUUUAAUUUUUAUUUUAAACAUCUUAGUUUGUAUAUUGAUCUUAGCUAUUAUGAGUAACUGAAAUUAUUGAAGAAUUAAAAAAUAAACAUUGUGCAAGUAAGCAAAAAUCAUUGUAAUGAAAAAAAAAAAAACAAUCUAUAAAUUAAGAAAUGAUUAU
This is a messenger RNA of Teleopsis dalmanni, 5309 nucleotides long. It is a transcript of the gene Pkn, whose product is annotated as serine/threonine-protein kinase N. The record is from RefSeq and is a predicted model, not a curated record. Gene Ontology annotation, biological process: signal transduction; protein phosphorylation. Gene Ontology annotation, molecular function: ATP binding; small GTPase binding; protein serine/threonine kinase activity. Bases 524 to 4957 code for a protein of 1477 amino acids. Lineage: Eukaryota; Metazoa; Arthropoda; Insecta; Diptera; Diopsidae. The transcript is spliced from 12 exons.